Leucoraja erinaceus (little skate) is the source of this 3192-nucleotide messenger RNA. Its product is annotated as Fc receptor-like protein 5. The record is from RefSeq and is a predicted model, not a curated record. Bases 152 to 1309 code for a protein of 385 amino acids. The transcript is spliced from 6 exons. NCBI's taxonomy places the organism in Eukaryota, Metazoa, Chordata, Chondrichthyes, Rajiformes, Rajidae.
CUGCCUGGGAAAUCCGUCACCAUCACGUGCGCUAGUUCACGGCGGGACACGGCGGGGAGGUUUCAGUUGAGAAAAGACUCCAACCUUCUCACAAGCAGCACGGGAAAUCACACAACCUUCAACCACCGUGUCACAGAGUUAGGGGGCAGACAUGGACAGCACAUACACCUGCGUCAUGUUGGUGCACGUCUCCGCUCGGUGGCUCGCGUCCCCUCCAAGCGCAGCGGUCCAUAUACGUGUCACAGAACUUCCGCAGCCACCGACCAUCUCCAAGACACCUGACUAUCCCGUGUACGUGCCUGGGGAAUCCGUCAACAUCACGUGCGCCAGUUCACAGCGGGACACGGCGGGGAGGUUUCAGCUGAGGAAAGACUCCAACCUUCUCACCAGCAGCACGGGAAGUCACACGAACGUCACCCACCGCAUCACAGACUUAAGGGCAGACGUGGAUAACAACUACACAUGUGUCAUGUUGGUGCACGCCUACGCUCGGUGGCUCUCGUCACCUCCGAGCCCUGGGAUCCACAUUCGUGUCACAGAUCCACCUUCUCGUCCCAUCAUCUCCAAGAGUCCAGAUCAUCUAGUUUACUUCCCUGGGGAAAGAAUUACAAUGACGUGCAGAGUUGGGAGACUGGGCGAGGCUGGGCUGUUCCUAUUGAUGAAAGAUUCCAUGCCGCUUACUAACAGCACAGAAGUGCAAAGCCAUUUCACCUAUCACAUGGUAGAAAUCAACAGAAGCACCGUGGGAAACUAUGCGUGCUUUUUCCUGACUCAAGUCAACGGUCGAUGGAUAAGGUCCCCCGUCGGUGAACCACUUCGAAUCAUUGUCACAGAACCGUCAAAUCCGCUCUUUAGUGUUGACUCCCCCGAUGUUGAGGUCGGAGGUAGCAUCACCUUCGAGUGCGCUUGCUCAGAUGUCCAUACGGAGACUACCGCCGUCUUGCAGAGAUCUGGAGAAGAUGUCUCAGACGGCUGGGAGGUCUUGGGGAAGGGUGGCUCUUUGACGUUCAAGAUGGACAACGUGACUCUCUCCGAUGGAGGGGAAUACUCAUGCAUCUGUAGGCUAGUCGUCAACGGAAAGGUGUCAACGUCAGCGGCCAGAGCACGUAAGCGGGUGACCGUAAAAGACAAUGUGUGGAUUAAGAUAAUGACACAAUACAGCCCGGUGAUUGCUGUGGGGAUUUUACUGCUGUUCACAGCUGCUGUAAUUCCUAUUGCAAUUAUAAUCAAGAGGAAAAAAGGGAAUGAAGUCCAUUUUUACGACUUAAACGCAACUAAUACUCCAUGUUCGGCAGAGACAACCUUAUGAAACAUGAAAGUGCAAUUUGAUGGGCUUUUUCUACUUCAUAGUCAUGCAGCGUGGAAAAAAGCCCUUCGGCCCAACUGCACCCUUUCCAGCUUGAAACCACAAUCACAUCUGCCUGCCUUCAAGAAUUUAAAGGCCGCUCAAGACUCGUUAAGCCAUAAACCACAAGCAGUCAUGCAGCUAACCAUAGUCAAUAACGUCAUAGAGGCACACAGCAUGGAAACAGGCCCUUUGGUCAAAUUCGUCCACGCCAACCAACAUGUUCCAUCGACACUAGUCCCAUCUGCCUACGUUUGGCCCAUAUCUCUCUAAACCUCUCCAUGUGCCUGUCCAAAUGUAGUUUAGACAUUGUGAUAGUACCUGCAUCAACAACCACCUUUGGCAGCUCAUUUCACAGACCCACCACUCUCUGUGUGAAAAAAGUUGUCCUUCCUGUUCCAAUUAAAUCUUCCUCCUCUCACCUUUAACCUAUGUCCUCUAGUUGUUGAUUCCCAACGCUGGGUAAAAUACUUUGUGCAUUUUACCAUAUCGAUUCCUCUCAUGAUCUUACACACUCUAAUAAGAUCACCCCUCAUCCUCCCGUCCACCAAGGAAUAAAGUCAUUGGCUGCUCAACCGCUCCCUAUAGCUCAGGCCUUCAAUUCCUGGCAACAUCCUCGUAAGACUUAUCUCCACCCACUUCAGCUUGACGAUAUCUUUCCUGUAACAGGGUGAUGAAAACCAAACACAAUACUGCAAAUGCAGUCUCACCAACGACUUAUACCACUGCAACAUGAAACACAAACUUGUUACAAUACUCUAACUGCUAAAGGCCAAAGUGCCAAACAUCUUCUUGGCUUCCCUAACUGGUGAUGCAUAACAGGGAGUUAUAUACCCACAUCCCUCUGCUCUGCUAAACUCCCUAUCUACCGGUGAUGCCACUUUCAGGUAACCAUGUACCUGCACACCUAGAUCCCUCUGCUCUCAAACACUGCUCUAGGACACUGCUAUUCACUAUGAAGCUCUUGACCUGAUUUGAUGUAAUGCUCAUGUAAGUUACUUUAAUUCACCUUUCCAAUAUCCACAUUUUUUUAAACAGACGACCACAAGACCUAGGAGCAUCAUGAGUCGUUCGGCACAUCAAGUCUUCUUCGCCACUUGAUCAUGGCUGAUCUAGAUUUCCCUCUUAUCCCCAUUCACCUGCCUUCUCCUCGGAACCGUUGACGCCAUUUUUAAUUGAUAACCUAUCAAUUUCCGCUAUUAAAUAUACCUAUUGAUUCGGCCUCCACUGCCGGCUGUGGCAAUUAAUUCGACAUUAUCACCGCCGUCUGGCAAAUAAAUUCCUCCUCACCUUUCUUAAGAAAUGUCAUUUUAUUCUGAGGUUCUGCCAUUUGAUUCUAAACUCUCCCACAACUGGAAACACCCUCCCCACAUUCACAUCAUCCAGUCCUUCCAUUAUUGGGUACGCUUUAAUUAGGUCCCCCCUCAUGCUUCUAAACAUUAGCGAGUCAAGGCCCAAUGCCUUUAAACGCUCAUCAUACGUCAAACCAAUCAUCCCUGGGAUCAGCACCGAAACCAUCUUCUAGACGUCCUCCCUCGCCAGCAAAUAUAUCGGGUCCAAAACUUCCCGCAAUUGUCCAAAAGACACAAAGCAGAAUGAGGCCAUUUAGCCCAUAGAGUCUACUCCGGUAGAUAGGGAGUUUCCCAUCACCGGUAGAGAGGGAGUUUAGCAGAGCAGAGGGAUGUGGGAAAUAAUAUAUGAUUACAAUCGAGCCAUUUACAGUGUACAGAUACAUCGUGGGGAAUAAUUUUUACUGCAAGGUUUAGCCAAUAAAGAUAGACCGCGAGUCUACUCCGGCAUUCAUUCAUGACUGAUUUAUCUUUCCAAAUCAACCCCGUUUUCCUGCC